Molecule: messenger RNA, 5044 nt
Organism: Pectinophora gossypiella (pink bollworm)
Lineage: Eukaryota; Metazoa; Arthropoda; Insecta; Lepidoptera; Gelechiidae
Exons: 4
Coding region: 310-3255 (981 amino acids)
Source: RefSeq, a predicted model, not a curated record
UCACUGUAACAUAUAUUCAACAUACUACACUGAUAAUAAUCGAUUAACAUACAUCGAACUUAAUCAUCAGUACUGAUAACAGUAUACACGUUCAAUUAAAUAAAAAUGCAGCAGUGUUAUUCGCGACCUAGAGAGUGACGAACGCUCUUUCUCUGGAAGAAAAAUUUUAUUUUUGCCAAGCGGCUCUGGAACCAAUUGAUUAUCAUUGCAUUCUGAAUCAUGUUUUUUUGCCGUGCAUAUUGCAGGUCUUAGCAUAAUUUAAAAAAAGUUUUAAUAUUAAGAAAGGUUAUUUCGAAGAAGUUAGUUGCAAUGGGUAAUUCGAAGUCAAAGGCAAAACAGAAGGAGCCUGAUAAGUUCUUCGAGCGGGAGAGAUGGAAGGAGGUGCAGAGAGAGGAGAAGAGGAAGAAGAAAAUAAAUGCAGCAAAUAAGAGGGUGGGCAUGAAGGAGACGUCGCUGCCGACGUCGCAGCCGCCGAAGGUGGUGUCUGUGCCGCCGGCGCCGGCGCAUGUCCGCUCCUACGACAGCGAAGCAAUAGACCGCAUGCGGUACCAGCUACACAACGAUGCCGAGGCCUUCCUCAUGAAUAACAUCUUGCUGUCGGUGCAAUUUUUUGAAAAUUAUGAAAGGGAAACACAUCAUAUAAAGAACAAUCCUAUAAGCGAACGGGAGCAUCUAAUGGAUGAGGCGAUGGUGCGACGUCACAAGCAUGUAUUCUUCGCGGACCGGCUGCAGGAAUGCGUGCACGACCACGUAACUUACCAACGACGCCGCGGUUCGCCUGAACCACUCGCUGCACCACGUCUCUUCGUCAUCUACGACAAUGUAGAAGCUAGCGAACCCGGCGACACCUCCGACUAUAGCGCAGUCCUUGAUGCACCUUUCUAUAAGCUUUUGGUGGAAGAUUGCAAAGAACCAGGAUAUGUUAAAUUAAAGAAACUAGAGGUCCUUGAAAGUCCAAUGAUUCGUGAACUAGACGAAACCAAACCAGCGGAUAAUGACAGCGUAUAUACUGACUCAGAAAAAGAGUCUAAUGAUUCCGAUGAAGGGCCUUACGUAAGGAAAGGCGAAGAAUUAUUGCAGAAACUGGAGUCAAAACUUUUAAAAGCUCACGUUAAUGAUGGGUAUGUGAAGCACUCUAAUUUGAAGUUAAAUCCCGUGGAACUUUCAGGAAGAAGAGGUAGUGGUCCUGUUAAACAACUUAGCGUACAGGUCGAAAAGAGUAAGCUUACGAAUAUAAAUUCUAUGCAACGAUCAAAUGCACCUUUACGCGAAGAAACAGAAAAGAAAGAUACUUUUGACGAAGAAGCUAAACCUAGAAAAUCAAUCUUGAAAAACACGAGAAGACCGAGUGGUCCAUUUAAAGAAGUGAAAAAUAAAAUGCAAGUACCUGACAUGAGAAAAGUAACUUCUGAAAAUACAGUAGCAGAAGAUACAGAGACAUCCGGGUAUCGAUCAACAUCAAGCAGUCGUCAAAACGAAUCAAGUGAAACAGAAUCAGACUACGGCUAUUCCACGAUAACUGAAUCUACAACUCCUAAAAAGCUGGAACUCCAUGAACCAUCUAAUUACUCAGCUGGUUCUGGUGUACUUCCUGAAGAGUGUUGGAGUACAGUACAAGUACGCGCUUUCGAUAGCUGGACUGAUGACGAGGACGACGAGGACAAUGCUCCAAAAAUAUCUUUGUCACGUAAUCUAUUUGAAACUUAUCAUUACCUGGGUUCACAGAACUUCAUGAAUAACUUUGUUGAUAAUUUUAUCAUCAACUUGGGCUCCGGAUUGGGUCUAUCUCAAGAUGCUAUAAAUAAUGCAUUAACACAAGGAGCAAGUGUAUAUUGUGAUACUAUAAAGAACGGCAUCAGGAUGGGCACAGAGAUUUUUCCAGCUUUGAUAGCUGCGUGGCCUAAUGCGGCUAAUCAGUGGAUUAUAAGAGAAAGAAAAAUUAUACAAAAUCCUAGAACCAAUUUCAGUUAUCAAUGGCCAACCAAAUAUAUGGUGAGCAAAGCUAUCGGUUUUGGAUGUCUCUUGGUUCCAGUUGGAUUUCGUUCGAAGAGGGGACACAACCCCGAGCAAACAUUGCAGUGGAAGAUUAUAUUUCCCGCUGCUGAACGAUAUUUAGAAAGUUGUUUAGCGCAUUCUCAUAUGCGAUGCUACUUGUUUGCUUUAGCUCUUCAAAAAACUUUUCUGGAAAAUGAGGGUUCAAAAAUAGGCAUUGAUGCAGGUCAUAUUAAAAAUCAUUUGUUUUGGCAAUGCGAAGAUAACUAUGCAAAGUGGCCGGAAGAUCGCCUUGGAGAAACACUGAGAUUAUUUUUAAGAACAUUUUAUGUUCAUUUUGGCCAAGGCAGAUUCCCAAACUACUUCAUUGAAUCCUGUAACGAUUUUAAAAGCAUACCAAGACCAUUGCUACUGAAACAACAAAGGCGACUGGCCGACAUCUUGGAGGCUCCGGUGAUGCAUUUACUAAGUGCCUUAGAUAAACUGAAGUAUGCAAAGAAAGAAUUUUAUCCGCCACUCAACUGUCAUAGGCUUUACGAUAUAUUGACAUGCAAAAAUCCAUUGCGGUUAAUAAACCCUAACUUACCAGAAACAAUCCCGACGAAUCAUGCGAGUUCUGACAGCGACGAUGAUACUACAGUAGAUUUUUGGGACAAAGCGAGGGAUAAACAAUAUCAAUGGAAAAUAGAAAGGCAGCGACAGAUACAAGAACGUCGUAAAGCACAGCUGCAUAACAAAAAGCAAAAGACAGUUCUUAAGCAGGAAAAAGAAAUUAAUACAAAAGUGUUUUUACCUGCGAAACUGGAUACAGAACGUCGCAGACUUGUACUUGAUUUUUUCAUCACUCACUUUAUUGCAAUGGCACGAACAAGUGAGAGAUUCGAAGCGAUAAAACAGGCGAUUAUUUACUUGGAGCAGGCUCAGAGAUUGUGCGUUUUAUUGAUGGACGACCCUGGAGGUGACAUCACAGCCAACGAGUACUUGGACAUCAUUCGCGAGAAGUUGGCGGAUUGUCAACGGAAACUGGUAAAUCAGGGGGGAUUCAAGUUACCACCACGGAGAGAGAGCCAAGUAGACCGGCCGAUACAGAAGCCUAUUCGCAAAAUGCGACCGAAGUAUCAACAUAUUGUGAGCCAAGACUCUCCGACCGACACAACCGGCGCCCCAGCAUUCACCUUCGUAGACGUGCACAUAGAAAAUUCGAAACAGGCAGGUAAAUCAAUUACAAUAGACGAAUCGGAUGAAGAGGAUUCUAAGUUGUAGUACGUAAUCUAAAAGAUAUUAACGUACUUAUAUAGAUAAAGGCUUAUAGAGCGAAAUGUAAAUAAAUCGACUUAUUAUUUUAUAAUUGGUAGAGUAAGUAAGUAUAUCUUGUAAAGCAAUGUUAUCAGUGUAAUAACUAAUAAUUAAGUAUUCAUAGUAAUCAUGUUAUCUAUAGGUACUUAUCUGAUUUUUGUAGUGUUGGCUACUAGCCCAAACGGUUUCACAAAUCCGCACUGUAGCAGCGUGGUGGAAUAUUCAGCGUCACUGUGGUGGUGGAGCAUACGCUCACCCUCCGGUUGAAUGACGGGAGGCCUCUGCCCAGCAGUGGGAGGUAUAUAGUAUGAGAUAAAAGUAUUUACGUUACAAGGGAUUUUUAUUUUUAUAGCAGUCACCCUUGCUUAGGGAUCCGUAUUUAUAAUGACGGUGUUAUACUUAGAUCGAAAGAUUUAGUAAAGACAGGAUGAGGAACUGGUGUAAUGGUUAACAUAGUACCGGCUUGGCAAAAGCUGCGAGUACAUGUCCCGUCUGAGUCAGAUUUUUUCUAUUUAAUUUUCUAUUUAUGUAAGUAUGAUUGUUUGUAUCAUCGGUAGAAUAUAUUUUGUGAAUAAUUUAUUAGAAUCUCUUGUAUAUUUUAUAUAUUUUUUGGCGGAAACUGUUAUUUUGUGUGUAUUUAUAUUUAUAACAUUUUUAAGAUGACAGAUAUCAAUCAUAUAUUUAUAAGAUUGAAUAAAAUACAAAUGAGAAUAAAAUACAGUAUAUUAUAUGUAUAAUAUACACAGGUUUUAAUUACGAAAAUCAUUUUAAAUAAUAAUGAUCACUUGUCGUAUACUUUUAGGAAUGUAACCGUAGUAAAUGCUAAAGGAGUUCCCUAAGAUGUUUUACGUUUUAUGUAAUACCUAUUAAAAUAGGUAGGUAUACUAAAAAAAUCGUAUUAGUGGACACUUAGACGCGAAACGUUGGUAUGUGGCAACAAGUAUAUGAUAAUAUGAUAUUAACCAAUGUAUUAAUUACUUAAUAUGGCAUAUGUAUACUUGUAUAUAUUUAUAUUUGUACUGUACUGUACUUAUAUUAAAAAAUGAUUAUAAUAACAAAAGUAGUUUUAUAACCCUUGGAGUAAAGAUGUACAUUGUAGGUGUAGCUGUUUAUUUUUUUCUAAGGCGGACAUUUUUCUUCGGGUAUUCAUCUAUUUAAAUAAAGAACAUAUUCAAUUAUUUCUUCUAUAAAAAUUGCUUAGUUUUUCAACACUACAAAUAACACCGAAACUGGUAUUAAUCGAGAGGGAUUGUGUUGAUAAUGGACUAUUAGUCCUUAUUACUGCUUUUAUUAUUAUUGCGUAUGGCAUACAAAAAUAAAAUAAGUCUCUGCUGCAUCCGUCACACAAUACAGCUCGGCUAUACCACCUGGGAACUGGUGCAGAGGGCACUCGUUCACUAUGUGAGAUAUGGUUUGAUCCGGGUGACCACAUUCACAGUAUGGCGACUCCUUUAAGCCCCAUUUAUGUAGGUGAUGGUUUGACUUUCCAUGGUUGGUCCUACACCGGUUCACCACUUCAUCACUUAUUACUGCUGAUUGCCUUUCACCAAGCGUCAUUACCCAGUGAGUCGUUCCCGGGAAUGUUCCCAAAGUGGGAAUGUUCCCGUUGUAGAAACUUUUAUAGUAACGACACUGGCUGUUUUUCUUAUCCAAAUUGUUCUCUCUUGUACUCUGGUCUUAUCUGCAUAAAGGUUAGGUAAUAUUACAGGCACAUUUUACAUAAGUUUUGCGCCUUUUUACUGCCGGGAAUAUUCCC